This is a messenger RNA of Anopheles coluzzii, 2981 nucleotides long. RefSeq lists its product as uncharacterized. The transcript is spliced from 2 exons. The record is from RefSeq and is a predicted model, not a curated record. Bases 116 to 580 code for a protein of 154 amino acids. Lineage: Eukaryota; Metazoa; Arthropoda; Insecta; Diptera; Culicidae.
AACGAACCCCGCGCGCCGGGCUGCAUCUGGACGAGCGCUCAGCGAGCCGUAAAGCACAUGGUGGUGGUGAUGAUGGUGAUUUGAUGAUGGUGGGGAGUUCGUGAGGUUCGCGAUCAUGAUCUAUGCCAGCGCGGGCACACACCGUUGUGGCGCAAGAAGGUGUCCGGUUCGAGAGCGCGAGCGCUUUUCGUUUGGUUGUCGCAAGCUUUGCUUCGGCUAUUUCUGCAAAUAUCGAGCCUAUUUUGCCUCCGUCCAUCUGACUGUCUGUCUGUCUGUCAAUAUGCAGCUGCUGCAACGGAAAAAGACUGACCCGAGCUUCGUGAUCAGCAUCGAGAGCGGUGUCGAGGAGGUGCGGGAACCUAAGGUACACGAGGAAUGUGACUUUCUGGUGGAUGUGCUCACCGGCAAGCGGUCGGUGUCGCCCGAUUUCUGCUGCAAGAUGCUGUACAUGAUCUUCUGCACCUGCUUCACGAGCGAUGGCGGCGCGAGCCAGCGACCGAAGCUAGCGGCGGCCAGUGUGGCAGCGGCCGCACCGCAAACCAGCAAUACACAGCGACCCCUAACCUACCAAACGAUCUGAGCGUGGGACGGGCGAGAGUGUUCGUUCGGGGAGUGUGUUUGUGUGAACCAAAAACGAAACGUAAAAAAGAUCAUUAUUUUUAAGGCAAUUUUUGAGAUACAGAUCAAGCCGCCUCGCCAAGCUCCCAAAAAAAGGCAUUGGAGAGACCCUCAUUGCGGCUUGGCGUGCGUGUGUCAGUGCGUAAGUGUGUGUAAGAUUGAGUUUUUCCGAGUGAAUUACGUGAUGUGUAUGUGAGAGAAGAUUCAACUUCAAACGUCUGGAAUCCGCUCCUGAAGAUCGGUUUCAGUGCAACAAAAAGCAUACCUUUUCGCCCGAUAAGUCAGUGUCUAUAUCUAAGUUAGUUUCGCCCCGAUGCCAAUGCGUCCUCAGGAACUCAAACCUGAGAAAAUGGCGUUUCGUAAUACCUCUAAUUCUACGAUCAGUGUUGCAAUAGGGGAAAACCACGAGAGGUUACGUUGAGGAGCGACGUCACUUUUCUGAAAUAUAAUGAUGGUAGAAGAUUAAUAACCGUUGUGUGUUGUGUUGUUCUAUGCUGUUCUGUGCCGCCGCUGUGAUGGUGAUGCGCGUACUGUCAUGCGCGUAACAAUGUCGCAAAAUGUCGGGAGAUCAAGGGGCUAUUGUGCAGGUUGAUUCAGUGCAUUCAGUGCAAUGAGUGAGCAAUUUUUCCACUCCAACUGUCGCUUGGUUAAUGAGCUCUCGCGACGCGGAGGUUUGUUUCGUAAGAUUUUCACCCAACCGCGGUCGUUACGAUUCGACAACCGGCAUUGUUCCGGCUCGAUGGAGCCAUCUUCGUUGAGUUGAAGUUUUCCAUAAAGGGCAAACAAACAAAAAACACACAUACAUCUGGUUUGUGGUUUGCCAAAAGCAGCAGCAAAAAAGAACCCCGAAAACCUGUCCUAAUGCUCGUUUGGCAAAUUAUGCCAAAAGCUGGCGGGUCCGCCGGGGAAGCGAAAUUAAUAUAUUCCUGCUCAGAUGGGGAGGGGAGGGAGGUGCGUUUGCGGUUUUUGGCAAACCAGUUUCAAUAUCAACUGUAACACGUUCCGAUUGAACUUGACUUCUUGGGUCAGUCGGGUUCGGUGCAUUUCGCCGGCGCGAGCCCGCCUAGUUGCUGUUCAAGCUUUUUCGACUGUCCGUGGCAUAAUUAUGUGAAGGAUUUUUCAAUCCCUUUGCUCGCUUACUAGCGAAAGUUGCGUUACGCUCAGAUCGACGGCAGGUACGGCGUUGGCGUUCUAUUUGCAUGAAGCCGGUUAGUUGCCGAGGACGAGCAGCCGCGGGGAUAUGCUUUUUAUCCGUUUUCCUUCUAAUUAUAUACUUUGUUUGUUGGGAAGAGCUUUCCAAAAGCUGAUGUGGUGGUGGGGUGGUUAUUCGCAUCUUCAUUUUGUGCAGAUUCUGGCUAUUCUUGAUAUCGAUCUGGCCAUUAGACAUAAUGGUUGGAAUACAUUUUAAACUUUGUGCUACUUCUUGGGUAUUUGUGCGGUUGCUGUAGCAUGCCGAAAAAUAAAAAAAUUGCUAACAGGUUUUGAAUUAGGUAUAAUGUCCAAAAACGGCAUGACUUUCUCAAUCUUGAACUACAAACAUAUCCGGCGUCAGAAUCGUUCUGCUUUCUAAAGCUGCGGUAGGAUUAUGCUGAAUGGCACUUGAUGUCCCUCCAUUUUGGUUCCACACAUAAGCUUCUUGCGAUCAUCCUCGUGAACACGAUCUAGAGCAGCGAAGUCAAACCUAAGGCGAGCGAGCCACAUGAGGCCCUCGAAGAAUGAAGCUGGAGUAUAUUAUAGGUUACGAGACAGGAAAAAUGAGAGAAACAAGAUUUCAACAUUCAGCCUUAAUAGUUCGAUUAACGAAGUUUUAAGUAAAUUACUCACAUUGGCUAUUUUUGGGAAGGUAUCCUCGAAUGGCAUGUGUUUUAGUUCUUGUUUGCUGGCGGCUCCCCAAAGUCGGACUCAUAUUUUCCCAUAUUUUCGCCCAUUUUCUGAUUUUGAGGCUUUCUGGAAAAUUCGGAAACCAUGUAUACCACUCGGAAUACCACUUUCUUCACUUAAUUGAUGUGGGUACUCUUUAGCUAGAUUUCAGAAAAAAUACCUUUAAAAAUCUUAAAAAUACAAGCACUUCAAAAAGGCGUGAAUUGUACGAAGCUUAUUAGAAGUUGGUAAUCUCUUUUCCUUAAAAAAAAGACCACAUAGCUUGCGAAUAUUUGCCGAUAUAGUGCUAUAAUUAUGAGUUAUCGUUAUUAGUCAUCAGCGUUGUCAAAAUGCAGCGUUUGUUCAUCGUGUGUCGAUAUGUUGAGGUGAUAUACGAGGUUUAAAAAACUGUCCAUGCAGUCUCAUUUGGUUGGCAUAUAUCUGGGAUAUUGCAUAAGAAUGAUGAAAAUUUCUGAGUUAGGCUGACCGCCGCUAAAAUUAAG